UACCUAAUUUUUUUCAGAACUUUAAGUAGAACUGAAGCAAACACAAAUUAUACCGAAGUAAAAAACGAAAAAGAUUUUAUUUAUGGUCAUGAAUGUGAUGGAACAAUUUAUAACAAAACCCAUUGUUCGGAACUCAUUAGUCGUAUGUAUUCGGAUAAAAAAUCUAACUUGAGAGAAAAGGAAUUCAUUUGUGACAUGUGUAAUAAAUCUUUUUAUAAUAAAACACAUUUGAGAAAACACAUACUACUUCAUCCUAAAAAAGUGAUAUACAAUAGUACUGUUUGUAAUACGCAUUUAAAAACACACUUGAAAUCGCACAUUAGUGUUAAGCCGUUUAAAUGUGAUAUGUGUAAUAAAAAGUUUGCCUAUGAUUCACAAUUCAAAGCUCACACGAGAACACACACUGGAGAAAAGCCAUAUGAAUGUGAUAUCUGCGGUCAAGCAUUUGCUCAAUCAUAUAAUUUAAUAGUGCAUACAAGGAUACAUACUGGAGAAAGACCAUUUAAAUGUGAUACCUGCGGUAAAGGGUUUUCUAAUUCAUCAAGUUUAACAGUGCAUAAGAGAAUACAUACAGGAGAAAGACCAUUUAAAUGUGAUAUCUGUGAUCUAUCAUUUUCAAACAGAGGAGCAUUAAAACUUCAUACAAGAACACAUACCGGAGCAAAACCAUUUAAUUGUGAUUUUUGUGAUCGAAAGUUUUCUUCUUCUUCAAAUUUAUCAAUGCAUACGAGGAUACAUACUGGGAAAAAACCAUUUAAAUGUGAUAUAUGUGAUCGAACUUUUUCAGGUAAAUCACAUUUAAAAUAUCAUAUUAGGACACAUAUUGAAAAAAAGCUAUUUAAAUGUGAUAUCUGUGCUCAAGGGUUUAAUCAACGAUCUCAUUUAAACGUUCAUACAAGAACACAUACUGGAAAAAAGCCAUUUGAAUGUGAUAUCUGUAAUAAAACUUUUGCUCAUGCAUCAACUUUAAAAAUACAUACAAGAACGCAUACCGGGGAAAAACCAUUUAAAUGUGAUAUCUGUCUUUCAGCAUUUUCACAUGCACCGACAUUAAAAAAACAUACCAGGACACAUAGGUACUAGAGAAAAUGUAAAAUCUGGGAUCAAGUGUUUUCUCGUUCACAAAAUCCUUUAAGGAUAUCAACCAAAGGAUAUCCUUAAAAAUACAACAUACUCUCUGUUUAAUCUUGUGACAACCAAGUACCUAGUUUCAUAUAUGUAUGUUUCCUUGUAAGUUUUUAUUAACUAUUUUUAUUUUUAUGAUAAUCAUAACCUUACAUUUCACUAUUUAC
Acyrthosiphon pisum (pea aphid) is the source of this 1292-nucleotide messenger RNA. RefSeq names its product zinc finger protein 239-like. Gene Ontology annotation, biological process: regulation of transcription by RNA polymerase II. Gene Ontology annotation, cellular component: nucleus. The transcript has a single exon. NCBI's taxonomy places the organism in Eukaryota, Metazoa, Arthropoda, Insecta, Hemiptera, Aphididae. The record is from RefSeq and is a predicted model, not a curated record. Gene Ontology annotation, molecular function: DNA-binding transcription factor activity, RNA polymerase II-specific. The coding region runs from base 145 to 1083 and encodes 312 amino acids.